Myripristis murdjan (pinecone soldierfish) is the source of this 1384-nucleotide messenger RNA. It is a transcript of the gene aqp10b, whose product is annotated as aquaporin 10b. Gene Ontology annotation, biological process: glycerol transmembrane transport; water transport. NCBI's taxonomy places the organism in Eukaryota, Metazoa, Chordata, Actinopteri, Holocentriformes, Holocentridae. The transcript has 6 exons. Bases 79 to 1224 code for a protein of 381 amino acids. Gene Ontology annotation, molecular function: water channel activity; urea transmembrane transporter activity; glycerol channel activity. Gene Ontology annotation, cellular component: basolateral plasma membrane; plasma membrane. The record is from RefSeq and is a predicted model, not a curated record.
AUAUCAAGCCUGUGUGAAGGAGGCAGGCUGUGCACAGUGAAGUGUUUUGGACAUGCAUGUUGUGGUGGAAGUCCAAGGAUGUCCUACAAAGUGAACUACUCUCCUCUCAUGCGUGCAGGCACACCACCACCUGAGCCAUGCCAUAAAGUGUGUGACGUAUCAGCCGUAGCUCAUAGUCCCAGUAUUAAAGGGCAAACCCUGCUCAGUCAGCCAGAAAGUUCAGUGUUGACAGGGUUGGAUCCACUUGAUGAGGCGAUUACAGAUCUGAAAACAGCUUGUAGACGGGACGGCGCAGAGGAAACCUCGGGGAUGGAGAGGCUCCUGAGGAAGUGUCAGAUCAGAAACCAGCUGGUCAGGGAGUGCAUGGCUGAAUGCCUCGGCGUCUACAUCCUGAUUCUGUUUGGAUGUGGCGCCGUCGCCCAGGUGACCACAACCCAAGAUAAGAAAGGCCAGUACCUGUCAAUCAAUCUGGGCUUUGCUCUGGGAGUGACGUUUGGGGUCUGUGUGUCUCGUGGAGUGUCGGGUGCUCAUCUGAACCCCGCUGUCACACUCAGCUUGUGCUUUUUGGGCAGACAUCCUUGGAUGAAGCUGCCUUUCUAUGUCUUCUUCCAAGUCCUUGGAGCCUUUCUGGCUGCAGCCACCGUGGGCCUGCAAUACUAUGAUGCCAUCCGGUCGUACGGUGGAGGUGAGCUGACAGUGACGGGUCCCACAGCCACAGCGGGCAUUUUCUCCACCUAUCCAGCUGACUACCUCAGUCUGUGGGGAGGCGUCAUGGACCAGGUGAUCGGCACAGCAGCCCUGCUGGUGUGUGUCUUGGCUCUCGGGGACCGACAGAACAGCCCGUGCCCUCCGGGUCUGGAGCCGGUUCUGGUGGGAGCAGCGGUGCUGGUCAUUGGCAUCUCCAUGGGGUCCAACAGCGGCUACGCCCUCAACCCAGCCAGGGAUUUUGGACCUCGCCUGUUCACAUAUGUUGCUGGCUGGGGAGCGGAUGUUUUCAGGGCUGGAGGUGGCUGGUGGUGGGUGCCCUUAGUGGCCACCUGUGUUGGGGCGUUGCUGGGAACACUGGUCUACGAGCUGCUGGUUGAAGUGCACCAUCCACAGCCUCCCUCUGAGCUGCAAACCCUGGCUCACGAGGCCACGGAAUGCAAGACGGGGCUGGAGCUGGACGAGGUGGAGCCCGACUCUGACAAACCCAGGAAUGAUCUCAACGGGAUCAAGUUAUAAAAACAGAAAAGCUCCCAAGGUUCAACAUAGCACGACAUUCAUUAUUAUGAUAAUGUCUUCAACUAUGAACUAUAUUCCCUGGGGAUUAUAUAAAUGUAAUUUAUGAUGUAAAAUAUGCAUUAAAACUGUCUGUAUAAAUGUUUCUCAGUCCAAGGUGAAA